CAUCGAUCAGUCUACCGCCCUCGGACUGAGCUCCCCCAAUCCCCUCGGAUGAGUCGUGGUUACCAGGCCGGUGAGCCAUUGAGGAACAGGAGACCACCACCCUCCAGCUCCACUCCAUCCUCCCCCACCACACCAGCCGCCUCGAGCAAUGGCUCCUCCACGCGCAAAGGCAGAUCGUGGUGCUCCAGCAUCUGCAAGCUGCUGUUGAUCAUACAGGUCCUCGCUUCGCUGGCAGUGGUAGUGAUCGCCUUGUAUUUCGGCGGGGGCGUGCUGCGAGAGUUGAACCACCCGCAUUCCGAUAUCACCUUCAACCACAAGAAGCAUCCCGUCGCACAAGCAAAGCCACCACUGGUGGAGCCUCUGAUCAACGCCUCGACGCCUUUUGACAUCGUUGCCACUGUUUGGCUCGACGUCACACAACACUUGGAUCAGGGUCACUCGCUCCCUGCCGGAUUUGAAACUGUCACGUACCUGCUUCCCAAUACCACCGUGCAGGAGCGACGCACAGACGCAAUUCUUUAUCAAGAUGUCCUCUUCCGCAGCGUCACGAUGGACAGCUUCGUCUUUGGUUCCGUGCCUCUAGACGUUCCCAUCGAGCCACUCUAUACACAGGUGCUGGGACCCUCGUCGCUUCGUAUCACAUUUACUCUGCGGCCAGAUGAGCAGACAGUGACAGAUCUGGGCGAGCUGGAAGGCAGAAUGACGAUUCAUCCGAAUACUUCCCUCACUCUGCCUCGCUCAUUGAGCAGUGCAAAUGCGGUCAAGAGUAGGACUGGACGCCUCGUGCUGCAAGAUGUACUUGACCACACCGCUCCCAGUGUACCUCUUCUAAAGCUUCUACCAUCCAAGUACUACCUUCAAGGUGAUCUUCCAGGCUUCAAUUGUACCGGCGGCAAUUCUUCCCAAUCUUUCUCUCCCAGGCCGUUGCAGAACCUUUCACCCCUUGUACCUAGCUUCAUGGACAACUCCUAUGCAAGCCGCCACUUUGUCAAGAAUCUUACUCACGACCAAGACGGUAAUCGAUACUACAUCGGCGACAGCAAGCUAUGUCAAAUCUUUCACCCUCACAUCAGAAGCCGUGUCAAUGUUGUGCUCUUGCGUGACGAGAGACACUUUGCACUUCCGGACUGGGGCUUUAGGCAGCAGACUGCGAUGAGGAAUUCGGCCCCGUGCUGGGAGGCAAGGCCUGAGGACGAGGAACUGCCAGGUGCUUGCUACGACAUACGCCGCAACGGACCUCUGGAGCAGCUCUUGCAAUUUAGAGCCAAGUCUAAUGAGGGACAAGAGCUCAAGAUGGAAGAUGUCGCAUUCCGCUGGUCUCCCGUGCUGUACGAUGGAGGCCCAGCCUCGACAGGGCCAGCGCAACACCAGCAGCUUCCUCACCUGAGGCCCGGCUCUGAAGCGGCGCUUGCUCGAUUGGCAGCUAAGCAAGGCGCCUGUGACACAUCUAUUCUCUCACCUGAAGCCGCCAGUCCAGAGUUCUUUCACAUUGACCUUAGUGUCCACUUCGCGGCCCACAGAAUGCUACGGUCGUGGACGCUCAGCUGGGUUGAGCCGGUGAUGCCAAAUGCAACCACGGCUUGGGACGUAGAGGAAGGCAAGCACAAAGAAAUGAUCAAUACUUUUCUCCCGGAAGAGGAGAAUUACUGGGAACUCUGGACAUCUAUCGCAUUGGGAAGCGCUGCCCAUCCGCGUAGUAAGACGCGGGGAGCCAUUGCUAUGGGUCUGAUCUUUGGUCUGGCCGAAUCAUUAGAAUUAGGUCUCGCGCUGAUCUACUGGUAUACCCGCUCGAAUACCCUUGGCCUAUCACACAAUGCUCAAUGGAUGAUAGCCACUGCGACUGCCCUCUCAAUUCCCGCACAGAUGCGUCCCUGGAUUGCUGGCAUUCGUAGCUCGCCCGACAUUUUCUACCAUGUCUACUGGGCGAUCUCGUUCCUCCCAAUCCUCCUAGUGCUGCUAAAUAUUGUUUGGCAGAUCAGGAUACUCUUGCGAUUGAUGCCAGUGACGAAGACGUCUGCAGCUGGUGGCAGACGCCUGCUCGGACUGCUCAGCACCAACAUUGUCCAAAGGCCAGAAUCCAAGCAGGAAUACAAGUCAAGAAUGGCAGAGAGGGAUCUGCUCCAGUGGUGGCCUGUGGUCUCUUUUGUUGUGGUAUACCUGUUCACAACAGUCAUACCAAUUGGCGACCGUCAUAUUCUCUCCGGCUCAGGGUGCUACUUGAAGCCAUCGCAGUCCGAGUCUGGACACUGGCUCUUCGAGCACCUCUUCUCCACGUUGCCAGGCAUCUUGAUUGGAUCAGCUAGCCUCACACAACUCGCAUUCAAUUUCGUCUCGCCAAGAUUCGCAAUCGACGCUUCGCGACAGUCCGCCACCAGUACUUUACAACGCCGUCGAGGAAACUUUGCCGGCACACUCAAGAUUGCUGCUUGGCUUGCCUUCGUGGAGCAAACGAUAGCCAUCGUCUUGCCACGGUAUGAGAGACUGGGAGGUCAUUUCCUCAGCAAGGCGCCGCUCACUGUUGAGCAGGCUGGAACUUGGCUAGUCAGUACCCUGACCUUCGCACAGGCUCUAGUUCUGCCCUCUGUGAAACAGAAGGCUUGGUAUGUAGAUGAAGACGACGAACCGGAGGCCGACGAGAUUCCUCAGAAUGCUUCCUACGAAUUGAUCACCUGAGAAGAGCGGGAAAGUAGCUCUGCUUUGCUACAGUCGCCGUCGAUGCUGCAGGUGGCAGGUCAACUUCGUCGUCAGAUGAGCGCACGGAGGAGCCGUGAAAAGGACAUGAAUGACCGGCCAAGGCUAGCCAAUUGACUCGAAUAAUUGGACACUGUACGAUGGAUGUUGUGAUACAUUGCUUGUUGUUCUGGAAACGUAAUAUGCAUCACUUUUC
Microstroma glucosiphilum is the source of this 2887-nucleotide messenger RNA. RefSeq lists its product as hypothetical. The coding region runs from base 49 to 2673 and encodes 874 amino acids. NCBI's taxonomy places the organism in Eukaryota, Fungi, Basidiomycota, Exobasidiomycetes, Microstromatales, Microstromataceae. The record is from RefSeq and is a predicted model, not a curated record. The transcript has 4 exons.